ACAAACACACGCUGCGAUGCGGAGCCGUCAUACGGCCAGCUAUCCUCACCCCUCUCGCCGUCAGAAUUGCACUGUAGAAGGAGAAAGAUAGCGGUAGAUUCAAACCAUCCCUUUCGAGUCUCCUCCCACCAGUGCAGCUCUCCUAAGGCCAGCAGCCCUCUGUGCCUCUCCGUCCGUAGCUCUCUAUCCUUCUCCUCUUUUCCUUCCCCAGCGUUGUGAACACGCGUCCUUAAUUGCUAGGCAUCUCUUUCCUCCUGCUCUACUUCUACCUCUUUGUCCCCCCCUCCCCCUCCCUCCCUCAUCAUCGUCCACCUACCUCUCCACAAUCAUAAACAAUCCCCCCCGGCCCGCAAAUAAGGGGGAAACAGGAAACAACGCAACGAACGGCGCCAUUCGCACACUGACACUCAUGCCGCCCGGUCCACUCACUCGCUUUGUAGCCUCGGCUCUAUUCUACCUGGGGCAGGCUCUCCCGUUUAUUCCCACAUACAUCCAUCUUAUCACCACUGCACUCUUACCCAUUGUUACCGGUUCAUUUGCGUCCCUCAAACGUCCCGGAAACGCCGCUCGUCCUCCACCUGAGCAUCGAAACUUUGACGAGGUCGAUGCCGAAAGAGAGGAUGAACCGUCUCAUGUGGAGAACCUGACAGCAUCCGACGCCCUGUGGUUCCCCGUGACCGCUGGUCUUUGUCUCGGGUCUCUCUACUUGAUCAUUAAAUACCUCGAUGAUCCCUCCAUAAUCAACAAGAUUCUCACCUGGUACUUCUGCGGAAUGGGAGCGUUUGCUAUUGCGAAGGGCUUCUCGGAUUCCCUUGGCGUGCUUGUGACAUACGUUUUCCCGAGACGCUACCGUUCGAGGAAGGAUGGGAAGCUCUACGUUGCCGGCUAUAACUCCUACAGGGUCAAGGGAGGUGAGAGUGUCGAGAAUGGGAACCCAUCUGUAUCUCUUAUUCCCCAGUUCGUGGUCGAAUCAAUGUGGUCGCUUCGUAGGGCUCUCUAUGCGAGAUAUACGCUGGUGGGCGGUAGCACCAAGAAUCCAACAUUCAAGGCAACAUUCUGGGUGGGAGAUCUUGCUGGCCUGGUGGCCGGGAUCCUUGCUGUGGGGACUUAUGCGCUCGGGGGAAAGCACUGGUUAUUGACCAAUAUCAUGGGCACCAGCUUUGCGUAUGGAGCUGUGCAGGUUGGUGCACCCCUUCAUGGCCUUCCGGGACUUGGUGCUAAUCAUUGUCUGCUGCAGCUGUUAUCCCCAACUACGUUCACGACCGCAUCCAUCUUGCUCGGUGCUCUUUUCUUCUAUGAUAUAUUUUUCGUUUUCUAUACCCCAAUGAUGGUUACCGUCGCUACAACUCUCGACGUCCCUAUCAAGCUGCUUUUUCCUCGCCCAAGUGCGUCGCCCAGUAGCGCACAAGCAUUAGCAAUGCUCGGCUUGGGCGACGUUGUGAUCCCGGGCCUAGUCAUUGCCAUGGCGCUACGGUAUGAUUUGUGGAGGUUCUACGAAAAGAAGCGUCUUCUAAACCUGGCCGAUGCCGAGAAGGAGCAAUCCGCCGCACUCGUCGAUGCUGAUGGACACGACCUAAAGCGAAGGAAGAAGGAUCUUGCGGAGAAGGCCAAAGAGACCUAUGUGAAAGUAGCCGGUAAUUGGGGAGAGAGAUAUUGGACCGCAGACGAAGACGGAGCGGAAUUCAGCAAAUUCUACUUUUACAUGUCUCUAGGGGGAUACUUUGUGGGUAUGCUCACAACACUUGUAGUCAUGCAUGUGUUUAAACACGCUCAGCCUGCCUUGUUGUAUCUUGUCCCAGGAGUGUUGGGCAGCGUUUGGCUGGGUGCUCUGAUGAAAGGAGAGCUUGGGGUAAUGUGGAAUUACAGCGAGGAAGAAGAAGCCUCCGGUCCGGAUACUCCUACUACGGAUGGAGACCCAAUGGAGGCCGAGGGGAAAAAGAACGGGCCCGAUAUGGAAUCGACUAUGAAGGAGCAGAAAGCGGGGAUCUCGGAGGAAGAAGCUUCAGCAGAACUGGUUGAAACUGUGCAGGAUGAAGAGUGGAUGAGGAUUACCCUCACCAAGAGGUCAACAACAUUGCGGCCACUGGCGAAAUCCAAUUCUUGUUCUGAGGUGGAUAGCGAUUCCUCUAGUGCUUCGAUGUCCAUCUCCACUGUGAGCUCUGUUUCUGAAGGCGAAUGAUGGACAGGAGUCAUGUAAAUUAAUAAUUUUGCAAAUCUCAUACUUUGUUUUUUCUCUUUUUCUCUUCUCUCGCGUCUAAAGACUGUAGAUGGGUGGGUGGGGUUAGGGGGUUGGGAUCUUUGCUUUUUUUCCCCGUUUUCUUUCUCGUUUAGCUGCUGCUUGUUGUUCCCUUCUGAUGUAUAUAACAUGAUAGAAGUUCCUUUUUGUUUUCG
Tuber aestivum (summer truffle) is the source of this 2391-nucleotide messenger RNA. The record is from the annotation of a GenBank genome assembly. Lineage: Eukaryota; Fungi; Ascomycota; Pezizomycetes; Pezizales; Tuberaceae.